CAAACUGUUUUCUAACAUUUCAAAGAUCAUUGUUUGGGUUCAACUCUCUCAGAACAUCCAGAAACAUGGGUGACCUUAGAGGAGUGGGAGUGACCCCGUCCUUCAACCAGUCCUCAGUAUCCAACAAUUCGACUCCCUGUGAACAGGUGGACACCUCAGGCCAUGUCUUCUUCAUGGUGAUCUACAGUCUGAUGUUUGUGGUUGGUUUGAUCCUCAAUGGUUUCACCCUGAAGGUUUACUUCUGCCGACCUCAGCAGCUGACGACCAGCAGUAUGACCAUCUACCUGAAGAACCUGGCAGCUGCCGACUUACUUAUCAGUCUUUGUCUCCCCAUCCGAAUCAUGUACUAUGCCAGCCGCUCUGUCCCCAUCUUCCAGGUCUUCUGCAGCUUUGGUACCUCCGCCUUCUUUAUGAACAUGUAUGCCAGCAUCCUGUUCAUGGGCUACAUCGCAGCUAACAGGUAUCUGAAGAUCGUCCAUCCUUUAGGAACUCACAUCUUAGGGAAAGUGCGACCUGCCCACAUCAUCUCCACAGUAACCUGGGUUUUCCUCCUGACCAUAAUGAGCACCUUCAUCAUCCUGUUGUUCCUCACACAAAACUUGACUUCUGUUACCAACAGAAGGACCUGUGAAGACCUGUACAGUGACCAGGUCAACCUGUUCUACAAAAUUGUCCAGUUCGGCUGUGUUGUCAUCUUCCUGUUUGUCCUCGCCUCCCUGGUCUUCUUCUACUACAGCACCUCCCGCAGGCUGUCGCUGGCACAGCAGAGGCAGCCAGCGUCCUCCAGCAACAAGAAGCUCGCCAAGUCCCGCAGGAACAUGUUGGUGCUGGUCAGCGUCUUCUGUGUUUGCUUUGUCCCUUACCACCUGGUUCGUCUUCCCUAUGUUUUCUUGAGGCGCCAGUGUUCACAUAGCCAGGUGUUCUUCUACCUGAAGGAGCUGACCAUCAUUGUGUCAACUCUUAACGUCUGCCUGGACCCUCUCAUCUAUUUCAUCUUCAGCAAGGCCUUCAGGGCCCAGCUGGGCUUGAGGAAGUUGUUCAGGACCACACAGGUCCCAAUGAAUGAAGGAAACAACGAGGAUGAACAGCGACGUGCAGACGAGUGCUGUCAAAAUCAACAGGAGGACAUUGAAGCAGAAAGUUCUUCUUGUUCAAACUGUUUUCUAACAUUUCAAAGAUCAUUGUUUGGGUUCAACUCUCUCAGAACAUCCAGAAACAUGGGUGACCUUAGAGGAGUGGGAGUGACCCCGUCCUUCAACCAGUCCUCAGUAUCCAACAAUUCGACUCCCUGUGAACAGGUGGACACCUCAGGCCAUGUCUUCUUCAUGGUGAUCUACAGUCUGAUGUUUGUGGUUGGUUUGAUCCUCAAUGGUUUCACCCUGAAGGUUUACUUCUGCCGACCUCAGCAGCUGACGACCAGCAGCAUGACCAUCUACCUGAAGAACCUGGCAGCUGCCGACUUCCUGACAAGCCUUAGUCUGCCCAAUCGAAUCAUGACCUAUGCCAGCAGCUCUGUCCCCAUCUUCCAGAUCUUCUGCAGCUUUGGUGCCUCCGCCUUCUGUAUGAACAUGUACGCCAGCAUCCUGUUCAUGGGCUACAUCGCAGCUAACAGGUAUCUGAAGAUCGUUCAUCCUUUAGGAACUCACAGCUUGGGAAAAGUGCGACCUGCCCACAUCAUCUCCACAGUAACCUGGGUUUUCCUCUUGACCACGGUGAGCACCUUCAUCAUCCUGUUGUUGCUCACGCAGAACAAAGAAUUGACUUCUGUCCCCGACACAAGGACCUGUGAAGACCUGUACAGUGACCAGUUCAGCCUGUUCUACAAAAUUGUCCAGUUUGGUUGUGUUGCCAUCUUCCUGUUUGUCCUCGUCUCCCUGGUCUUCUUCUACUACAGCACCUCCCGCAGGCUGUCGCUGGCACAGCAGAGGCAGCCAGCGUCCUCCAGCAACAAGAAGCUCGCCAAGUCCCGCAGGAACAUGUUGGUGCUGGUCAGCGUCUUCUGUGUUUGUUUUGUCCCUUACCACCUGGCUCGCCUUCCCUAUGUUUUCUUGAGUAGCCAAUGUUCACAUAGCCGGACGUUCUUCUACAUGAGUGAGUUGACCAUCAUGGUGUCAGCUCUCAACGUCUGCCUGGACCCUCUCAUCUAUUUCAUCUUCAGCAAGGACUUCAGGGCCCAGCUGGGCCUUACGAAGUUAUUCAGGACCACACAGGUCCCAAUAAAUGAAGGAAACAAUGAGGGGAGGAGCAACAGGACAGGAGAUGAGCAGCAACAAAAUCAACAGCAAUCGACAACAGGCGUUCUGUAAUGGACACCUUCACUGAAGAUGUUCAGGCUUCUAACAGACGUGUAGUUGUAUCUUUGACUCUUGUACUUUAGCUGACCCAUGUGGGGGCAGCAGAUUUAGUUUGAAGGACGUCAUCACAUCAUGAUCGUGCAGAGGUGCAGCCAAUCAUUUCUGUUUUUUCCGAAAAGAAGGAAAUGUGUGGUGCCAUGCUGUUACUAUAUUAAUAAUGUGUUGCAUCUGCAAAAUAGGUGUUGCAUUGGUGACCACAGGCUCUUUCAGUUCUCGUCUGUUUGC
Messenger RNA from Larimichthys crocea (large yellow croaker), 2579 nucleotides. RefSeq lists its product as uncharacterized. Gene Ontology annotation, cellular component: membrane. The coding region runs from base 66 to 2306 and encodes 746 amino acids. Gene Ontology annotation, molecular function: G protein-coupled purinergic nucleotide receptor activity. Gene Ontology annotation, biological process: G protein-coupled receptor signaling pathway. The transcript is spliced from 6 exons. NCBI's taxonomy places the organism in Eukaryota, Metazoa, Chordata, Actinopteri, Sciaenidae. The record is from RefSeq and is a predicted model, not a curated record.